Molecule: messenger RNA, 507 nt
Organism: Rangifer tarandus platyrhynchus (Svalbard reindeer)
Lineage: Eukaryota; Metazoa; Chordata; Mammalia; Artiodactyla; Cervidae
Source: the annotation of a GenBank genome assembly
AUGGCCCAGAAGGGAAGGCAGGGGCGGCGCAGGCCCCCGCGCAGCAGCAAACCCGAGGUGCGGCGAGGCGAGGGUGCCGAGCCGCGGCGCCAACUGCACGCUGGCCCGGCCUCACCGCCCGCCAGCGGCCGCAGCCACAGGAAGCGGAAUUCGGCGUGGCAGCCACCACUGCGCUCGGCGAGGAGGGGGAGCGAGGCCCAGGCCAGACCCUCCCCCGAGCGCUGGGCGGGCUGGGCCGUACCAAAGUGCAAGCCUGGGGGAGGCCGUCUCCAGCCCGGGAGCGCGGCUUGCCGGCUCGCUAGGGGAGACGGCAGCCGAAGCCCUGCGGCUGGCCCGUACCAUCCCGGGCCGAGGGGCCCCCGCAGGGGUGCACGCUGGCCCGAGCCGCCUGGGGUCAUGCUGUCCGCGAUCCCACCCCGCCUCGGUCCCCGCUGCAGACACGAACAUCCCCUGGGAUGGUGGCCCCGCACGCCCCACCGCGCCGCACCCUCCUACGCGAAUCCCUAA